AUGUCAGAGGGGGCGGGCACAUUCCGCAUGGUCCCUGAAGAGGAACAGGAGCUCCGUGCCCAACUGGAGCGGCUUACAACCAAAGACCAUGGACCUGUCUUUGGCCAGUGCAGCCACCUGCCCCGCCACACCUUGCAGAAGGCCAAGGACGAGCUGAAUGAGAGGGAGGAGACCCGGGAGGAGGCGGUGCGGGAGCUGCAGGAGCUGGUGCAGGGGGAGGCAGCCUCGGGGCAGGAGCUGGCCGUGGCCGUGGCGGAGAGGGUGCAGGGAAAGGACAGCGCCUUCUUCCUGCGCUUCAUCCGCGCACGCAAAUUCCACGUGGGCCGAGCCUACGAGCUGCUCAGAGGCUAUGUGAACUUCCGGCUGCAGUACCCAGAGCUCUUCGACAGCCUGUCCCUGGAGGCUGUCCGCUGCACUGUCGAGGCUGGCUACCCUGGUGUCCUCUCCAGUCGGGACAAGUAUGGCCGAGUGGUCAUGCUCUUCAAUAUUGAGAACUGGGACUCUGAAGAAAUCACAUUUGAUGAGAUCUUGCAGGCAUACUGUUUCAUCCUGGAGAAGCUACUGGAGAAUGAGGAAACUCAAAUUAAUGGCUUUUGUAUCAUUGAGAACUUCAAGGGCUUUACCAUGCAGCAGGCUGCCGGACUUCGGGCUUCAGAUCUCAGGAAGAUGGUGGACAUGCUCCAGGAUUCCUUCCCAGCCCGGUUCAAAGCCAUCCACUUCAUCCACCAGCCGUGGUACUUCACCACAACCUACAACGUGGUCAAGCCCUUCUUGAAGAGCAAAUUGCUCCAGAGGGUCUUUGUCCAUGGAGAAGACCUCUCCAGCUUCUACCAGGAGUUCAACGAGGACAUCCUGCCCUCCGACUUUGGGGGCACACUGCCCAAGUAUGACGGCAAAGUCGUUGCUGAACAGCUCUUUGGUCCCCGGGCCCAAGAUGAGAACACAGCCUUCUGA
This is a messenger RNA of Eubalaena glacialis (North Atlantic right whale), 954 nucleotides long. RefSeq names its product retinaldehyde binding protein 1 (gene RLBP1). The record is from RefSeq and is a predicted model, not a curated record. The transcript has 7 exons. Lineage: Eukaryota; Metazoa; Chordata; Mammalia; Artiodactyla; Balaenidae. The coding region runs from base 1 to 954 and encodes 317 amino acids. Gene Ontology annotation, cellular component: membrane. Gene Ontology annotation, molecular function: phosphatidylinositol bisphosphate binding.